CUCGAGCUCAACCGAAAAGGUUCACCGCGAGCACUCCGGGCACCCAGCGCUCAGCUUUAUACGUGACGCAACGCAUUGCACCACCAUCUCUUCUACCUUUUUUCCUCUACUGCUAUCUACGCCAUCCACUAUUGCAUCUCUAGAGCAUCUGCGCCUUAUCCGUCAUGGGUGCGGCCAGAAAGAUUGAUAUCGCAGCCAGCUCGACCUCAGCUUAAGUGCCAGUUCCUUAACACGCGCAUACCGUCCACCUUUUACGUCCUCAACCUCUCUCUGCUCGUAGCACAAACUCCGCCGGUAUGGAAUCUCUUAAUGGACCGCCGGGUCCGCCACACGAUUCACAAACGCCCCAGGGUACCACCUCAUCACGUCCUAGCACUGCAGCGGCCGCACAUCCUUCAAACAGUCGCACCUCCCAAGAAGUUAAUGGACAAACCCCAACACCCCAGCGACGCGCCUCCCUCGGAGCCCCCACUAGUCGACCAUCCCUUGCGCGAGCGAAGAGUGACUUUGGUCCACGCCGCAAUGCCUCCCCUGCACCAGACCCUCCGGCGGAGGAAGACGAUACUUCUGACGGCCACUUCAAGAUCAGGCAUGGAUGGGACGACCAGCUCAACUCGGAAGAAUACAACAACCUGCUCACAUCCACUUUCUUCAUGUAUUUCACGGAGAAGAGGCACGAGACGGGAGGAAUACCCAAGGAUGUAACAGGUAGCUUCCCGCUUCAGGAAUGGCGAAUGCGUGAUCGCCUCAAGACGGUAUCGGCGGUACUCACACUCUGCCUCAACAUCGGCGUUGACCCACCCGAUGUCAUCAAAACGAGCCCUUGUGCCAAGGAAGAAUGCUGGAUAGAUCCCACUGUGACGUCCCAAACACCAGGCCACACCCCCAUGAACCAGAUCGGAAAGGCUCUACAGACACAAUAUGAGCAGCUUAGCAUGCGCACGCGUUACAAACUUCUCCUCGACCCGACUACCGACGAAACAAGGAAGUACACCUCAACCUUGCGGCGAAAUGCACGGAAUGAAAGGGUACUUUUUCACUACAACGGACAUGGCGUACCAAAGCCUACCUCUUCAGGUGAAAUCUGGGUCUUCAACAGAAACUAUACACAAUACAUUCCUCUGUCGCUCUAUGAUUUACAAAGCUGGAUAGGCGCGCCGAGUCUCUUUGUGUACGACUGUUCAGAUGCCGGCUUGAUCAUCAGCAACUUCAACCGAUUUGCGGAUAAGCACCAACUCGAAUUCGAGGAAGCACGCCGAAGAGAUCCUAGUGUCGAGUUCGUCGACUUCAGCGAUUGCAUACACCUAGCCGCCUGUAGGGAGAAGGAAUCGCUUCCUACAAAUCCAGAACUACCCGCCGAUAUAUUUACCUCCUGCCUGACGGAUCCCAUCGCCAUGGCGGUGAGAUUCUUCAUACUACAAAAUCCCCUUCCUUGUAAGGUGAAUAUCCGUGAUGCUCAUAACAUCCCUGGCAAAGUCUCCGAACGUCGUACUCCGAUCGGAGAAUUGAACUGGAUCUUCACGGCCAUCACCGAUACCAUAGCCUGGAAUUCCCUCUCUAAACCAUUGUUCAAGAAGCUCUUCCGCCAGGAUCUCAUGGUUGCUGCUCUUUUCCGAAAUUUCUUACUCGCGCAGAGGAUCAUGCGAGUAUAUCAUUGCCAUCCCGUCUCCCACCCCGAAGUCCCACACACAUAUGAUCAUCCUCUAUGGCGAAGCUGGGAUCUUGCUGUGGAGCUGAUAUUAGCCCAACUCCCAGACCUCCAAGCUGAAGCUCGGGGCGAGAAAGAGUAUUCAUACAGGCACUCGGAGUUCUUCUCUGAGCAAUUAACCGCCUUUGAAGUUUAUCUCACACAGGGAGCCGUGGAGCAGAAGGUACCCGAGCAACUACCAAUUGUAUUGCAAGUUCUUCUUAGUCAAGUACACAGACUCAGGGCGCUCAUCCUGUUAUCGCGCUUUCUCGACCUGGGGCCUUGGGCUGUAAACUUGGCCCUCAGCAUCGGGAUUUUCCCGUAUGUGCUGAAGCUCUUGCAGUCACAAGCCAUUGAACUCAAGCCGGUCAUGGUCUUCAUCUGGGCUAGAAUCUUAGCAGUGGACCAGUCCUGCCAAGCGGAUCUUCUCAAGGACAAUGGGUACCAGUAUUUCAUCAAUAUAUUGAACCCCAGUGCAGGUAUUCCGAUCGCGAACGCCAGCGAACACCGGGCCAUGUGCGCAUUCAUUGUCGCGAUGUUCUGCAAAGAUUACAACCAAGGCCAACGCGCAUCUCUUAGCACCGAGUUAGUAGAAAGCUGCUUGGAUCAUCUUAAAGACAUGCAGAAUCCUCUUCUGCGCCAGUGGGCCUGUCUCUGCUUGAGCAAGUUGUGGGUCAACUAUGAGGAAGCGAAAUGGGUUGGAAUUCGCUGCAUGGCCCACGAACGCCUUUGCGAGCUGGUGCUUGAUCCGGUAACAGAGGUUCGCGCGGCUAUGCUCUAUGCCCUCACCGCCUUCUUGGGCAUUCGCGACGUUACGUCGCAAGUCGCGCAAAUCGAAGAAUCAAUUGCGUCUAUGAUUCUGGUCAUGACCACCGACGGCAACAGCCUUGUACGAAAAGAGCUGCUGAUAUUCUUUUCGACCUUCAUUGUGAGAUACAGGAGCCGAUUCGUUGUCGCGGCAUUUGAACACUUCAUGGAAGAGGGCAAUGCGGAACUUAAUACGAGAGUAGAGGAAAGGGAUUCAGACGGUCUAUUCAUGAAAACACGCUCAUCCAUCAAUGGCCAUCCUUCCCUAGCAAGCUCUUGCUCGCAAAACUCCAUAUAUGCUACCAUCUGGAAGGAAAUGUUGGUCAUGUCUGUCGAUCCUCAUCCAGAAAUCGCCAGGGAUGCCGGCUCGGUAGUCGACAUGGUCCUCGUCGCACUCCUGGAGUCGCCUUUGGCAAAGUUCGUGCAGCCGCAAUAUGAAGAUUUGGUCCGGAAGAACCCCGUGUCGCGGGCGAGUACACGGCGCGUACUUGAGGAAGCUCCCUCGCAGCAGGCGACUGCUCCUCCCACCCCUUCCAAAGAACCCAGCUAUCUUAACUUACUGAAUCCACUUCGGAGGACGGGAAGCGUGGCUGCGUCAUUGAAGAACUUCUGGGGCGCGCAUGAGUCGCCAGCCUCGCCUCAGAAGAGCCCUGGACAGAAGCAGACGGAGGACGUCCACGCACCUCCAAGCGACAUACGCCCGCAUACUCCAGAGAGAUAUUAUGUCACUGAAGAGCCCGCUACACGUGGAUUUGUCCCGCGAGAUUUCACGACACCCCCCGAGCUGCCCCUCCAGAGCUCCUUUUUCGAAUGGUCUGCAGAGUACUUCCGCGAACCUCAGAUGAGACCCACCGAAGCAGACGAACCGGGUAGCACAGAUUAUAAUGGCCGCCUAUGGAGGAGGAAUCGCAACGAUAAGAUCAUUGCCGAGACCCAGCCGCUAAAAGACAUUGCCGUAGGACAUCGAUGGGAUGUGUCUCGAGGAUAUUUCGACAACCUGAGCCAGCCUAUGAAGAUGUGCUUCCACCAGUUUGAGGACCAUCUAGUCGUCACAGACAACCGGAACACGGUUAAUGUUUUUGAUUACUCCGGCUCCACCCAAAGGAUCAACAGCUUCUCAAAUGGGAAUCCAGCGGACUCGAGGAUUAGCGAAGUUCGUUUCAUCAAUGAAGAUGACCAAGCCCUCCUCAUGACUGGAUCUUCAGACGGCGUACUCAAAGUUUUCCGAAACUAUGACUCAAGAGGAAAGACGGAGCUAGUUACUGCCUUCCGAGCCCUGACGGAUCUUGUCCCAAGCACCAAAAAUGCUGGUCUCGUCUUUGACUGGCAGCAAGGCAGAGGUCUCGCCUUGGUUGCGGGCGAUGUCAAGGUCAUCCGCGUUUGGAACGCCAGUACAGAAAUAUGUACAAGCGAUAUACCGGCUAGGUCCGGUUCAUGCAUCACAUCCUUGACCUCGGACCAGGUCGAAGGCGACGUUUUCACCGCGGGCUUUGGUGACGGCGCGGUUCGAGUAUACGAUCAGCGUCAGAAGCCAGCAACGGCUAUGGUCAAAGUUUGGAAAGAGCACAAGCAAUGGGUUACCAAUGUUCAUCUGCAGCGAGGUGGCCAGCGCGAGCUCGUCAGCGGCUGUCGGAGCGGUGAAGUUAAGCUCUGGGACAUCCGAAUGGACAAGAGCGUGAAGACUAUACAGGCAACCACCGAUACACUGAGGACUUUGAGUGUCCACGAACAUGCGCCUGUCUUUGCAACCGGUACCCAACGUCAUAGAAUCAAGAUCUUCAACAUCAACAAUGGCGACAUCGUGUCACAAUUUGAGCCGUACUCUGGCUUCCUUCGCGACAGGUCUUCCGCCAUUGCAAGCACUGCGUUCCAUCCCCAUCGUCUACUGAUUGCUGCUGCUGCACACCAUGACAAUCAUGUCAACAUCUUCGGCUGCCGGGAGUCAGAGCGCCCAGAGCGCGCUACAGGCAAGACAGUCAAGCUUUGGGAUGGAGCCACUGCAGUCAAUCGCUCUUCGACAUUCGCAUGAGUGGACAAGAUCAGUGCAUGAUUUUUAUCACAUGCUUUGAGCGGGCGUCUUUUUUCCGGCCUUUCUUGCACAGCAAGGCGUCUGCCAGUACGGCAUAAGGCAACUUUCGAGAUUUCGGCAUUAUGUUCUUAGGGUUUUUUUAAGUUUCAGUGGUCCGAUUAGGCGGUCAUCGACAUGGGAUGUCGAAAAUGGAGUUUGCAUGCAGCAUAGCGAUUCGGGCAUAUGGAAUUUAAUGAUUGCUGUAAGAUAUGGAUAAUUUUCCAGACAUAAUCAGAACUAGAGUUAGUAGUGUGCUACUCCAUUG
Messenger RNA from Aaosphaeria arxii CBS 175.79, 4827 nucleotides. RefSeq names its product WD repeat-containing protein-like protein mip1. Gene Ontology annotation, biological process: regulation of autophagy; positive regulation of cell growth; positive regulation of protein serine/threonine kinase activity. Lineage: Eukaryota; Fungi; Ascomycota; Dothideomycetes; Pleosporales. Gene Ontology annotation, cellular component: TORC1 complex; cytoplasm. The transcript has 2 exons. Gene Ontology annotation, molecular function: protein-macromolecule adaptor activity; protein binding. The record is from RefSeq and is a predicted model, not a curated record. The coding region runs from base 297 to 4523 and encodes 1408 amino acids.